This is a messenger RNA of Aspergillus wentii DTO 134E9, 2061 nucleotides long. Its product is annotated as ChAPs family protein. Gene Ontology annotation, cellular component: exomer complex. The record is from RefSeq and is a predicted model, not a curated record. Gene Ontology annotation, molecular function: protein binding. NCBI's taxonomy places the organism in Eukaryota, Fungi, Ascomycota, Eurotiomycetes, Eurotiales, Aspergillaceae. Bases 1 to 2061 code for a protein of 686 amino acids. Gene Ontology annotation, biological process: Golgi to plasma membrane transport. The transcript has 7 exons.
AUGGUUGCGCCAGCUGUUCCCGAGAUAUACGAAGAGGAUGAUAUCUAUGCCGCCGUCGAUACACGCUCAGACUCUUUACAGAGCUUACGGGAAUUAGGUCCCCCGGACUUGGUAUACUUGGUCAAGCAGCCAAAGACCAACGCAAAUCGCCAGACCGGCGUUUACCACCAUGUCACCGGAAUCGAUGCCUCCUCCUCUGCCAGUCUAGCGGCUUAUGUAAAUACACUUACCUUUUCGCCUCUAGACAAAACACACAAGGUGGUUUCGGGGAUUUACUGUUGCUAUAAUGCCUUCUCCCACCUCGAUAUGCGCGUCGAAGUUAAGAUCCCGGGAAGCUUGGAGAGUUACUGCAUUGAUGAGCGCGGGGAUAAGCGUGUUGCUACGGAGGCCCUUUGGCUCGAAACAUUUCUCUGCGCAGUCUUGAGAGCCUACUCAUAUGCGGACGAUGGAAGCGGGGAUUCAAUCAGGAAGAUUGUCGGAGUUAGACGAUUCAACCCGGUUACAAACACAGAGAUGGAACAUAAAUUCCUGGAUGCGGCCGAGAGGCUCUUUUUCCUGGGGAGACAGCUGAGCUCCGAUCCAGAAACCCAGGUCCCCAACACCGUCAGCAACCACCUCACAACCGGUCUCCUGAAAUACAUCCAAACAACCGGUCGCUACACAUCAGGAGUCAACCUUUUCGAAAAGCUUCGCACGCGGGACGUGGAGGUUUCGUCCCUCUUGGCCCGGGUUCUCAUAAUGGCAAAUGAAGAGGUUCAGUCGGUACGGUUAAUGUUCGAUGCCCUGCAAGAUGUGCCCAUGGAUUACGCGCUACUCGAUUGCCAGGCUGCAUUCUGCCAGAGUAAAGGAGAGGGAGAGAUGGCCUUGGAGUGUGCGAAGCGGGCCGUGACUGCUGCACCCAGUGAAUUCAGCACUUGGGCUCGGCUGGCGGAUGUAUACGUCGGCCUUGAGCGAUGGGACUUGGCGCUGCUGACACUGAACUCCUGCCCCAUGUUCACUUAUCAAGAUAAGGAUACGCCCCGGAUGCCCCAACCAUCUCGUAUCAUGCUUCCCAUCCUUGCAGAGAGCAUUUUGGAGGAGAUUGACGAAGGGCAACCAAGACAAGGAGACCCUCACGAUUACGUUCACCCUUCCCUGCGGAAAUUGCAUGCCGCUGCCUACCAAGGAACCUUCCUGAAGGCUUAUAAUAUUUUGACUAAAAUUGCUGCUUCGAUUGGCUGGGAUCAACUUCUCAAAAUCCGCAGUGAGGUGUUCGUCAUGGAGGAGGAGUACAGAGUUGAACGUCACCAUACAGCACCGAAAACUGGAAAGCUCAAUGCAAACGCCAGCUCUACAACCGUAAAUGAAGACUCAGAGGAGACAAAUGGGAAUGGAACAGAGCACGAGGAUGGCUCUGGCUCGGAUCGCGAAAAUGCGACUACUGACGCUGCCACAAACGGGGAUGGCAACGAGGAGAACUCGAUCGAGAGACCAGAGCAAACGAUGGCAUCGGAGGUUGUCAAGUCUGGAAAUGAAGACCCCGACCCAUCGCAUUCGACAUACACGCAAUUCCGGAACAAACGCCUUUGCGAGAGGUGGCUUGAUAACCUUUUCAUGGUCCUCUAUGAAGACCUCCGCAUAUACACCAUCUGGCGAACAGAGAUGGCCCAAUUUCGUCAGCAAGCCAUGGAGUACAAGAAAUCCGCCACGGAGUGGGAAAUUCUGGGCGAGCUGGCAGAGCGACUCCACCACUUCGAUGAAGGAAUUGAAGCCUACCAGAACUGUCUUGCCAUUCGAUUCUCACCCAAGGCUAUGCGAGGCGUUCUCAAGCUGUAUGAACUCAAGAACGACACUCGUGGAAUGCUGGGUGCAUUGAUCCGACUCAUUGCCUGGCAAUACCGGUGGUAUUCAGAGUUCUCUCCCGAACUUCUCUUCCUGAUCCGCAAACUCAUCGAGGACGAAGGUGCCGUCAAGGUGCGCAGCAUCGUCCAGGCGACCAACCUGCCCCAGCCCGUCCUCGACCUCACACACCAAUACUGCCAAUUGUGCGCAACCUUCCGUAGCAGCGGUAGUGAUGCUUAA